AUGGCGUCGAGAUCACGGCGCCGAGCUGUUCAAUCCAAAAACGCCGACGCCAUCCUCCUCCCUGCCUACCGCGCCCACCUCGCAAACCGCCGUUGCUCGCCCGCCCGCCGCGCUCGCUGUUCCUCGCCCGGCCGCGCCGCGCCGCGCCCGCCGUGCCUCGCCCGCCCGGCGCGCCGCGCUCGCCCCGCCGCGCCGUGCCCGCCCGCCGCUUUCUAUACAGGAGGGCAGCUUCUUCCAUCAUCAGCAUUCCGACACCAGCUCGGCGGCGGCUCGCCUUUGCCGUGGUUCCUCGCCGCUGCCGGGGACGAGGAAGAGGAGGAGGAGAAGAUGGACAUGCUGUGGGAGGACUUCAACGAGGAGCUCGCGAGCGUGCCGCCGCUGUGCCCGCUAAGCCCUGUGAUCAACAAGGGAUCAGCGCUGGCGAUGAAGGAGGCGGCCGGCUGGCUCGGUUACGACGGCGACAUGAUCGUCGUCGACCUGGAGAAGCACGUCAACGACAAGCAUCCCCGCCGCCCACAUCCACAGGAUGACGGCAGGGUGGUCCGUCGCCGGAAGUGGAGCCUGAGGCUGAUGCUCAGGCUGCUCAAGAAGCUGUUCCUGGUCAAGAAGUCCAGGAACCCGAGGACUGCACCUGCACCCAUCUGAUCUGAUCCUCCAAGAAAUCAAUGGCGGAUGAGAUGAGUGAUACAAAACAGAGUAGUAGUGCGUGUGAGCGUAUAGUGCUCUAUACAAGUUUUUUUUUUGAAGUUUUUUUACUUGACGUUUCUCUCUCACCAGCUUGUUUGUUUUCCCUCCUCAAAGUCGUCGUGUUUUUCUUGCCAUCGAUAGUACUGUCCUACUCCUAACUACCUGUGUUUUGACUCUGAAUUCUAUACAUUGUUACUUUUGUUAGCAUUUGAA
Messenger RNA from Sorghum bicolor (sorghum), 900 nucleotides. RefSeq lists its product as uncharacterized. The record is from RefSeq and is a predicted model, not a curated record. The transcript has 2 exons. Bases 1 to 645 code for a protein of 214 amino acids. Lineage: Eukaryota; Viridiplantae; Streptophyta; Magnoliopsida; Poales; Poaceae.